CAAACGAGGCGAAGGGCGCACGCGGACACACCGAGCGCGUACGUCGAGUCGUCCGGACCCCCGCUCUCGGUGCCUGCCGCUACACCGCGGGACAUGUCGCGCACGUGGACGGGCACCGCCGCGCCUUCGCCGAUGGCCCCGGUGCACGUUCUGCUGCUGCUGGUCACCCUGGCUUCGACGCUGCUCGGAACUGUAUUCGGCGAGGGCGAGUUCAAGAUCCCCGAUGCUGCCGUCGAAGCCGACAAGAACCACUGGUACAAGCUGGGCGCCUCAGGAAUCGAUGGACGACUCAGGCACCAGGUGAAGGUCGGACGAGCCAAGAACGUGGUGCUCUUCCUGGGAGACGGCAUGGGCAUUCCGACGGUGACGGCGGCGCGCAUCUACAAGGGCCAGCGACUGAGCAACCGGAGCGGCGAGGAGAGCGUCCUAUCCUGGGACAUCUUCCCGCAUCUGUCUCUGGCCAGGACGUACGGGCUGGACGUGCAGACGUCGGACUCGGCCAACACGGCCACGGCCUACCUGUGCGGGGUCAAGGCCAACUACGAGACGCUGGGAGUCGACUCCAGGGUUAAAAGCGGGCAGUGCCACAGCGACACGAGCACCCACCUGUCGAGCAUCAUGCAGUGGGCUCAGGACUCCGGCCUGUGGACGGGCAUCGUGACCACGACCCGUGUCACGCACGCCACCCCGGCCGCGAGUUACAGCCACUCGGGACAUCGGAACUGGGAGGCCGCGGUGCCUCCCGACUGCGACGCCAAGGACAUCGCCUACCAGCUAGUGCACUCGUCGCCAGGGAAGGGAUACAAGGUGAUUCUGGGGGGCGGUCGCCGGGUCUUCCUCGACAAGAACAUGAUGGACGAAGAGGGCAAGCCGGGACAGCGCACGGACGGCAAGAACCUCAUCAAGGAAUGGACGGACGCCAGAAAGAGCGAAGGGAACGCCACCUACGUCUGGAACAAGCAGGGACUUCUCAGCGUGAACCCGCAGAAGACAGACUACCUGCUCGGUCUCUUCGACAACAGCCACGUGCCGUACGUGAUUCAGAGGAGCGAGGCCAACACCACUAAGCCGACCCUACCAGAAAUGACCAAGGUUGCAGUGGACAUGCUGAGCAGAGCUCCCAACGGAUUUGUUCUUCUCGUCGAAGGUGGCAGGAUCGAUCAGGCGCACCACUUGAGCAUGGGCGGCUCGGCGUUGGAGGAGGCCCUCGAGUUCGACCAGGCCGUCUCGGACACCUACAAGCUCCUGGACCCGGAAGAGUCCCUGAUCGUGGUCACGGCCGAUCACUCGCAUACCUUCACCAUGGGAGGCUACCCACAGCGAGGCACAAACAUCCUCGGUAUUGCUGGCUACUCGGACGUCGAUCAGCUGCCUUUCACUGUCCUCACCUAUGGCAACGGACCAGGCUUCUCUACGGACAAGACUAAUUUUACGAACGCCGAUGUGGCGAAACCCGACUACAUCCAGCGGUCGGCCUUCAAGUUGACCGAAGAGACCCACGGCGGCGAAGAGGUGGCCGUGUACGCGACCGGGCCCUGGGCGCAUCUCUUCUCGGGCUCGCACGACCAGUCCUACAUCCCGCACGUGCUCGCGUACGCCUCGUGCGUCGGACGUUUUGCCGGGGACCAGUGCGCGUCUCCCGGCGGGGGCGCUGCGACUCCUUCCUCGCUCGGCGUCGUGUCGGCGCUCAUGAUGGCCACCAUGGCCGCCGUGGGCCUGCGGUGACCACCGAUGGACACAGCGUCUCCGAACGCUGUUCGGGCGUACAAAAUGUUCGCGUAAAUAAACCAAUGAUCCGAGUGCAAUGAAACUUUUCACAAAGGUGUUUCAAGGUGGUGCAUUUAUCUUACUCAAAUUUCAUGAAUGUAAGUUUAAAAAAAAGGUUUUCUUUUUUAUGCACGAGGAGGAAAAUGGUAAAAUAUUUUUGGUUGACGCUGCUACUUACAGAUGGCGCAACAUAACGCUAAAACCUUAUUUCUUCUUCGAAAUAAACACCCGAAAGCAAAUCCAGCGGAUCAAAGCAUAUGUAAUAGGGAGUUUUCGUAGAUCGUUUUCGCCGUCCCGCAACGGCCCUCCGCAAUCCGCUACGAUACCCGGAACUCUACGGUCAAGGCUAUCGGCGCGCAGGCGCAGUAGCAACUUCUUCGUUGCGGAGAGCUUAGCGGAGGAGGAAACGCGAUCUACGAAAACUCCCCAAUGUGAGUAGCAGCGUCAACCAGAUGCUAUUCGCCGAUUCCCUCCCUGUCCGUAAAGAAAUAGUUUUUUUUUUUUUCGUGCUCAUUUUUUUUUUUUUAACUUAUAAAGUUUGAGUAUGAGAAAUGCACCGCCUAAAUACACCUUUGCGAAAAGUUUCAGUGCACUUCGUUGAUUGGUUCAUUUAUUUCAUUUUUUCUUUCCCCCGAAAGCGUUCGGAAACACCUUGUAGACCUUGUUUGAUUUUGUGGCGUCAUCCAUCGAACGUCUUCGAGACACUCGAGUUGGCUGCAGGCGUUUAGGACGACAAACUGGAAGCUUGCCACCUGAGCAAAUUGGCGGCGGGAAAGAGCUGGAAGGGCGAGCAAAUUAAGUAGGCAUUUCCUUUCUGCUUCUCUCCUGUGCCAUUUAUCGUUAUUGUUUUGUUUUCAUGAAAGAGAAUCGGUGACGCACCUUUGGCUUAGUAGACUCAGUCUCGACGCUGCGAACAAAGCUUUUAAAGUGCGCCCUUGAAACACCGAUGUAUCUCGAUGAACGCACAGCGUGAUAAGAAGAACGAGACACGUGACCAUUUGCGAGACCUGCAGCCUCGGCUGAUAGAUGAUGCCCAAAGUGAACAAAUUCUAUUGAAUUCUAACAAACCGUCCUCCAUUUGAUCGCUAUGCCUUUAAUCGGUAGAAACUUGCAGGAACCGCUUUCCCCAGACGACCGGUUUGAGAGCUGUCUGAGGGAUGCCACAGCCAGACAUGCUCCGCCUUCGAGGAAGGUUCUGCACGCUUUACAGGGUUGAGUUGGUGACAUACGACAGACUAUUGCUGCACAGGUCAUCUGCGAAACGGUUCACUGGCCGAUCGCGAGCGUAUAUAUCUUUGGCGAUUGAUUCGCUGUAACUCUCCGUUGGCUCAUAGGAUCCUGCUCAGAAAUGUCUUUCAGAUGCUCCUGGCACUCCGCAUUCCUUUCUCGACGUCCUAAAAAGAAAAAAAAGAAAAGAAAACGUUAUACUAGACAGUUUUGGGAAAACAGUGCAAAUGGUUGUAAUAAUAAAGACAAAGGAACGUCUUAUGCAUGCUGCAAGAACUGUCUCGUAGCGUCGCCAUUUUCUGCUGGUGUUCGACCUUCAGCUUCAAGCCUUUCAAAGACGUGCCCCCACGGUGGUCCGAGUGAUGACUUUGCAGACGGUUGUUCCAGAUGCAAUAGCCAGGCUACGUUCUGAAGUGCGGUACUUGCAAACGUGUAUAAGGCAGCUUCAAUAUUUUGUCACCCUUGUCGAAGGUUCUCCUACCCUUCGGUGCUUUGCAACGGUUCUUUGUUCACGUGGGUCAAUGAGAGCAUCUAUAUAAAUUUAAGAAAAAGAAAGUACAAAACUGUUCGCGCAAACAGUAGACACUUUUUUGUCUCGUCUUGUAGCCCUUUUCUUUUUUUUUCUUCAAUCUCUUUGUCGUAAUGUUUACCGGUCAUUAUUGUUUCCCCGAAACAUAUACACAUAUUUGAGAAAGAGAAUGCCAGCACUAAAUUUAAUUUCUAGUCAACUUGUCCCAAGUUGUGCAGCUCACACAGAUCAUACUAUAUUUGGCCGAAAGGGUUUCAGGAGCAUGUGUUACUAGUCCUACAGGAAGGUACUUGCACUCGACGAUCACUUCAUGUUGUCCAUACGCCCGUCAUGUUGUGUCUUUUGCUUUCCGUCGCCCUCAUGUUCAUCCAUAUCACUGGUGCUUGGUUACAUCCUCAUUUGUUCUGUAUUAAAAAAAAAAAAACUGGUUCCAAAAUCCGCAUUUACUAGCGGUCCAUUUUUAUUUUCUCUUGGCUGCACCUAAUAACUGAUGCAAGACUUAAAAAAAUGUCUUUAUGGCCAAGGAACUUCACCCCACUGUAAUCGAGAAUAAAUAUUUUGGUUAAGUUUUGA
Ixodes scapularis (black-legged tick) is the source of this 4096-nucleotide messenger RNA. RefSeq names its product alkaline phosphatase. The coding region runs from base 94 to 1725 and encodes 543 amino acids. The record is from RefSeq and is a predicted model, not a curated record. Gene Ontology annotation, biological process: dephosphorylation. Gene Ontology annotation, molecular function: alkaline phosphatase activity. The transcript is spliced from 8 exons. Lineage: Eukaryota; Metazoa; Arthropoda; Arachnida; Ixodida; Ixodidae.